Fusarium keratoplasticum is the source of this 849-nucleotide messenger RNA. Its product is annotated as Proteasome subunit beta. Gene Ontology annotation, cellular component: proteasome core complex. The transcript is spliced from 2 exons. Gene Ontology annotation, molecular function: threonine-type endopeptidase activity. Lineage: Eukaryota; Fungi; Ascomycota; Sordariomycetes; Hypocreales; Nectriaceae. Bases 1 to 849 code for a protein of 282 amino acids. The record is from RefSeq and is a predicted model, not a curated record.
AUGGACUCUCUUGUCGCAAAAUACAGCCGGCCGGCGUACCAGCAGAAUGAGCCCUUUGAGGACCAGGACGAGCUGGUGAAUCCCAUGGCCGACCUCUCCAUCAAGUUUGCCAUGCCUCCCGUUGCUCAGCCCUCAUCAUGGCUCCGAGCUGCCACCGAUGACCGAUCCAACCCCGACUGCCCCAUCAAGAUCGCCCACGGAACCACGACCCUGGCGUUCCGCUUCCAGGGCGGCAUCAUCGUCGCUACCGACUCGCGAGCCACGGCCGGCAACUGGAUCGCCUCGCAGACUGUCAAGAAGGUGAUUGAGAUCAACAGCGUCCUCCUGGGCACCAUGGCCGGUGGCGCCGCCGACUGCCAGUACUGGCUCGCCUGGCUGGGCAUGCAGUGCCGCCUGCACGAGCUCCGACACAAGCGCCGCAUCAGCGUGGCCGCCGCCAGCAAGAUUCUCGCCAACCUCGUCUACAGCUACAAGGGCAUGGGCCUCAGCAUGGGCACCAUGUGCGCCGGUGUCACCAAGGAGGAGGGUCCCGCCCUCUACUACGUCGACAGCGACGGCACCCGCCUCGCCGGCAACCUCUUCUGUGUCGGUUCCGGCCAGACCUUUGCCUACGGUGUGCUCGACGCCGAGUACCGCUACGACCUGACGGAUGAGGAGGCCCUCGAGCUUGGCAGGCGAAGUAUCCUGGCCGCCACCCACCGAGACGCCUACUCUGGUGGCUUCAUCAACUUGUACCACGUCAAGGAGGAGGGCUGGGUCAAGCACGGCUUCAACGACACCAACCCCAUCUUCUGGAAGACCAAGCUGGAGAAGGGCGAGUUCACCAAUGUGACGAGCGAGCUGGAAUAG